UACACACACUACACACAGUAUAGAAGAUUAUCAGAGUAAUAUGGGGAGCAACUACUUCGGCGGCAGCGAGAGGGGCUCGGGUGGGCUUUCUUCGUCUUCGUCUUCAUCCUCGUCGUCGAGAAAAGGGAAGAAGAGCGGCUCGGAUAAGCCGAAGCAGCCGCAGCGGGGGCUUGGCGUUGCGCAGCUUGAGAAGAUUAGGUUGCAUAGUCAACUCGGAAACACAUAUUUACCUUCUGUUCAUCACAACCCUUAUGCUUCAAAUUUAUAUCAGGAGGAUGUGAGGAUGCAAUCAACACACUCGUCGACGUCGCCGUCGCCGUUGGGGGCUUAUGGCUACCAGGGGCACCAUGGAGUCAUGAUGGGGUUGCCAGAUUUAGAUAGGGCAAAUCUUGCAUAUGGAGAUUCCCAACCCACCAAUGUAGCAAGAUGGAAUCAUCAUAGCAAUGCAGGCUAUGAAACUCAACAUUUUGUUGAGCCCAACAUGACAAGAUCCUUCUUCGAACUGCCGGCUCAGGUACGUAUAACCGUUAAAAUCGAACAAAAAUCGAACCAAAUUUUAGGUUCCAACAAUAUGAACAUGAGUAGUCAGAACUCAGACUCAAGUAGCUCACAAGAUAUAGAUUUGGAGCUCAAACUCUCAUUGUGA
Molecule: messenger RNA, 646 nt
Organism: Salvia splendens (bonfire salvia)
Lineage: Eukaryota; Viridiplantae; Streptophyta; Magnoliopsida; Lamiales; Lamiaceae
Product: protein SPEAR1
Exons: 5
Coding region: 41-646 (201 amino acids)
Molecular function (GO): DNA-binding transcription factor activity
Source: RefSeq, a predicted model, not a curated record